AUGGGUCGACCAGGGCUUAUCCCCGACCCAUGCUCGGUGUCGAGCAGGGCUCAGCCAAAUGGCCAGGAAAUUCCUUCCUUCUUCUCCAGUCAAGUGAAGUGGCCUAGUCCAAGGACCUCCAUGACUCCACAACUCCAUCAACGCCCCACCAGCUUGAGAUCGAAAUCCCCCGACUCCAUCAUUAGAUUCCCAGCUCCGUUGAGGCCAUUUCCAUUGCGCCCGGUCCCGCCAUCGCCGUCGUUGUCCUCUGCUUCUUCGCCGCUGGGAGGCUCCGGGAAUACCAAGAACUCGCCAUCAAGGGACUCUGAUUUCUCGGAGCUGCACCGACAAUUUUCGAACGGAUUACAGACAGAUUACGGGCAACCGUUGCCGGUGAAGCUGCCGCCUCCAGCACCGCCGCCACCGCCUCCUCGAUUGUUCUGGGAGAUUCCUCCUCCAUCUAACUCCCUCCGCACCAAGGAGCCUAAUCCAGGUCCGCCAGUUCUCUCCGUGCCUUCAAGACCGAUACUCUCACAGAACAUAGCUCAUAUUUCAGCGGGCGAGCACUCAAACACCAUGGGAGAUGCAGAGAGAAUGGAGGACAAUUCAAAGCCGAAACUGAAGCCAUUACAUUGGGACAAAGUUCGAACGAGCUCCGAUCGAGCUAUGGUGUGGGAUCAGAUCAAGUCAAGUUCUUUUCAGUUGAAUGAGGAGAUGAUUGAAUCACUUUUUAUGGUGAAUAAUAACAAUAAUAAUAAUUCAAAUCUGAUGGGCAAAGAAAAUGGUGGUGCUUUUGGGAACCAAGAGAAUCGAGUUCUUGAUCCUAAGAAGUCACAGAAUAUUGCAAUUUUGUUGAGGGCUCUCAAUGUCACCAUUGAAGAAGUCUCUGAGGCCCUUUUGGAAGGAAAUUCAGAUACUUUGGGUACUGAGCUUCUCGAAAGUUUGCUGAAAAUGGCGCCAACCGCAGAAGAAGAGCGUAAUUUGAGAGAGUACAAGGACGAUUCGCCUUUUAAACUUGGUCCAGCUGAGAAAUUCCUCAAGGUAGUUCUUGAUGUGCCUUUUGCAUUCAAGAGGGUGGAUGCAAUGCUUUACAUUGCCAAUUUCGACUCUGAAAUCGAGUACCUCGAACGAUCCUUUGAAACUCUCGAGGCUGCUUGUAGAGAAUUGAAGAACAGUAGAAUGUUUCUCAAACUUCUUGAAGCAGUACUCAAAACUGGGAACCGGAUGAACGUUGGCACGAACCGAGGCGAUGCUCAUGCCUUUAAACUCGACACCCUUCUCAAGCUUGUCGAUGUCAAGGGGACCGAUGGGAAGACCACUCUCCUGCAUUUCGUAGUGCAGGAGAUCAUUAGAGCUGAAGGUUAUCGACACUCCACCUCUGAUCAGAACCUGACAGCUGAUAAAACCCAACAAUCUUCCUUAACAAACGAUGUCGAGUUCAGAAAGCUUGGUCUUCAAGUUGUUUCAGGUCUUAGCAGGGAGCUCUCGAGUGUAAAGAAAGCUGCAUUAAUGGAUGCAGAUGUGCUUAGCAGUGACGUAACAAAACUCGCUGGAGGGAUCACAAAAAUCACCGAGGUCAUUAGAUUAAAUGAAGACAUGUUGAAAGGAGGGAGUAGCUCAAGUUUCUCGGACUCGAUGAACAGGUUCUUGGGGAAGGCAGCUGGAGAAAUAGCAAGGAUACAAGUCCAAGAGGGCAUUGUUCUUGCCAUGGUAAAGGAAAUUACCGAGUACUUCCACGGCAACUUAGCGAAAGAAGAAGCUCGGCCGCUGCGUAUUUUCAUGGUGGUGAGGGACUUUCUUACGAUCUUAGAUCAGGUAUGCAAGGAAGUUGGAAGAAUCAACGAAAGAACAAUAGUUGGUUCUGCUCGUCAAUUCACUGGGCCUCCGAAUCCGAGUCUUCCAUCGAUUUUCCCUGGAUUGUGUGAAAGUCAGCACUACGGUUCAUCCGACGAUGAUAGCUCAUCUUCCUCAUCUUAGCAGUGAAUUGAAUCUUGCUUUGACCUCGUCGUUUUUUUUAGUAAUGUAAUAUCUAAAAGUUGGAUCAAAUGAAACUGCUUGGUAUUUUGGUUCAAAUAGCUUUUGCUUGUAAAUAUGUUGAUAUUACUAGAGAAAGUUCAGAGAUGACUCUUGAAAGUUUCAUCUCUAUCUGUUUUUAGCCAUGGAAAUUGAUCAGUCGUUUACUGCCCAAAUUUGUAUC
Messenger RNA from Momordica charantia (bitter melon), 2176 nucleotides. Its product is annotated as formin-like protein 2. The record is from RefSeq and is a predicted model, not a curated record. Gene Ontology annotation, biological process: actin cytoskeleton organization; actin nucleation. NCBI's taxonomy places the organism in Eukaryota, Viridiplantae, Streptophyta, Magnoliopsida, Cucurbitales, Cucurbitaceae. Gene Ontology annotation, molecular function: actin filament binding.